CUGGCGCCUUUUGGUCCUUUUCGCUCUCCGUAGAUGUGAGACUCGGCGCGCGACGCAGCGGGUCCUGGUGGGAGAUUUGUACCUGCUCAGAGGAAGUGUGCCGCUGAACCGUGCUGUGUUUUCACCACAACAAUGGCUCUCAACUACCAGGCGUCGACUCUUUCCCUCACUUUGCCGAUUUCGUGCCAGAUAUGUCUCGGAAAGGUUAGGCAGCCGGUCAUUUGUGCCAACCACCACGUGUUCUGCUCGUCCUGCAUGGAAAUGUGGUUAAAGAAAGCUAGCCAGUGUCCGUCCUGCAGAGUCCCCAUCACGCCAGAGAACCCCUGCAGGGAAAUCAUCGGAGGAACAAAUGAGGGAGAUCACAGUGACAGUCCUCCUAUGAGGAAAUGUCUCAGAAAAACCAGAGGAGAGCUGCUUUUACGGGAGUAUGAGGAAGAAAUCGAAGGGCUAAUGAGAGAAAACGAAGAGCUGAAAACAAAAAAUCACAGUCUAGAGGCCCAGCUGAGGACCGCUUUGGAUCCCUGCAGCAUCAAUACAGAGCAACCAGAUGACAAAAGAGUGGCUCCGCUUGUCCUGGAAGAAUGGACAAACAAGUUGCGAGCAGCCACAGAUGUUUGCGACAAAGUAAAGCAGGACAUGGAUAAGCUGAAAGAGGCAAAUAAGGCAUUGCGAUCUCAAAAUGUCGACCUUGUACAAGAAAAUAUGAGGCUGAAAGCUGAGGUGGCGAGCAGAUCUCCUCAAAAGUUUGGUCGAUAUACGGUGGCUGGCACUAAGCUAAAAUUCCAGCAGUAUGAGCGUGAUGUAGACCACUUGAAAAGGGCUCUGGAGCAUGACCAGUACAUUGAUGACCUGGAGUCUCAGGUCAGAAAGUCUGAGAAGAAAUGUCUUGACGUGCCGGAAGCAUGCGGGACGAGCACAGCUGCAACAGAAACUCUGACACAGCAACAGAAAUUGCAUGAUGAUGAGAACUUGAGUGACAACGAGAGGGAGUCGAUCUGCAGCAAUCCAGAGGCAGAAUGCCAACGUUUCCAGGAAUCACAGUUUGUUUAUCCAUCUGCAGAUCAUGAAGACUUUAAUAGAAUCUCAUUGAAACCUCAAGACGAGGGCUCAGACAGCACCUCCUCUGACUUUUACCCACUCUCGUCCACUGCUUUCCGCUCCCUGACUCUGAGGAGCCCCGGCAUCCGUGAAAAGAAAGUUGCGUUUAAACCUGCCGUUGCACCUGAGGAGGCUCAAUUUGAGGAAUUUCCUAGUCCUAGUAAAAGCAGCAUGAGUUUGGAGAAUCAUUUCCGAAGUCUCGAGAAAUUCCACAAAAGCUUGCCUCCAAAAGACGUGAAUCCAUCAAAGUCUGUGUUCUGGGAUGGCUGGCAGAGAUCUAACACUAAUGACCAGUUGUAUCCAAGUUCAAGUAAAGCAAGCUCAGUUGAGGAGUCUGCGUCUGCUAAUCUUGUAGGUGACGGGCCUGAUGGCUUCCAGAUGUCCAGCGAGGCGUCCAUGGAUGCAGCUUACCUGGACAAAAUCUCCGAGUUGGAUUCCAUGAUGCUGGAUGGAGAGAGCUCCAGCAGCCGGGAAUCGCAGCUCUCCCUGGUUUCCUGUCCUACCACAGUCUUAGACAACACUCUUGUCCCAGAACCCAAAGUCCCUGAUGUCAAGUCAAACUAUAGUAACAAACCUGUGGCACAAUGUGAACCCCAAGAACCCCCAACCGUUAGAAAACACUGAUGGCCCUUGAAAAACAAAGACACCAAAAAAGGCUCUGCAGAGGAAGGUUUUGCUGCACUAGUGUCCAGCAGGAAGCGCAGCGCCCAUGCUGGCUGUGAAGGACCCUCUCAGACCGAGGAACUGUCUUUUGAUCUACUGUUUGAUCCUCUGGAUGAGGUUAAGGCCGGUCCCUCAGGCUCUCUCAGUCCAACAAGCCAGGACCAUGACCAUGCAAACAUCUCUCCUUCCUCCGGCUGCACUGGUGGCAAGUCUGUGAACACAACAAGAGAAAGACACGCACUGAACAGCAGUCAGCCAAUAAAGAGAAAAUCUCACAGCCCCUUUAUCACAAGCAGCCCCACAAAACUUUCAAAGCUUAUGUAAAGGUUUCAAAGCAACCCAACCUGUGUGUGUUCUCAGAGUAGCAUGUGUUGGUCAGGCUUAACAACUGGAAGCAUUAUUUGUUGCUUCAGAAUACAUGUCUAAAUCUGAAGCUAGGCUCUAAUUUUCCUGUUGUGGUAUAUGAAUCAGGUCAAAAUAGGGCAGGACGGUUGGAUAGUGUUUGUCCUGUAGCUCUCAGUGGCAGCUAAAUAACUUUGAGAGCCCAUUUUUACAGCCUGUGCAGUUUGUUGUUGGAACAUCACAUUUGGUGCUUAGACAAAUAUAGUUUCACCCUACAUGUCUGUGUUUGGCAUUUGAAACUACUGAGCGGACCUCAUGGCCCUCGUGGUAAUCUUCUGCGGUACUGAAGACGGAUAAAUAAGACUAUCAUGAUAAAACGUAAUAUUCUAACUGAAGUUGCAAUGUGUGUUAUAAAUAAAAUAGUAAUUGCAAUAGAAA
Molecule: messenger RNA, 2541 nt
Organism: Acanthochromis polyacanthus (spiny chromis)
Lineage: Eukaryota; Metazoa; Chordata; Actinopteri; Pomacentridae
Gene: obi1
Product: ORC ubiquitin ligase 1
Biological process (GO): protein monoubiquitination; regulation of DNA replication
Molecular function (GO): ubiquitin-protein transferase activity
Source: RefSeq, a predicted model, not a curated record